AGAAAGUCAACAAAUGGGCUAUCACCGAUUCAGAAAAUGAGAUCAAAGAAGGAAGUUGUUGCUGUGCUUGAAAAUAUUUUUGGAUAACCCAUUACUACCUUUCCAUUCCAUUCCUCUCUCUCUCUCUCUCCAAUUCGAUGCACGACCAUAAAUCUCUCAUUUCCCUUGCUUUACUAAUCUAUAUAUGAUAAUGAUAUGAUGAGAGAAGCCAUAUACAGCAUUCAUUAAUUCCAUAUAUAACCUUAUAAAGAAGACAAUUCUUAUCCUUACAUCACAUUCUCUCACUAUUCUUGUUCUAUUCUGUGUUGUGUGUGUGGAAAAGAUGGGUAAAUUCUCUGUUUUGUUUUGCAUUAGCAUUCUUGUAGCUUUUGGGUCGGUCAUCAAUGGCUCGGAAGAGGAAAAGAUUAAAGUAUAUGAGCUCAAGAAAGGAAAUAUCUCCAUGAAGCUCACCAACUAUGGUGCCCAUAUCAUCUCUCUGUUUCUUCCAGACAAAAAUGGAAAGCUGGAAGAUGUUCUUCUGGGUUAUGAUUCUGCUGAGGAGUACAAGAAUGACACAUCGUACUUUGGAGCUACUGUUGGAAGGGUUGCUAAUAGAAUUGCUGGUGCUCAAUUUACUUUGAAUGGAACUCAUUACAAACUAGUCCCUAAUGAAGGGAAGAACAUGCUUCAUGGUGGCCCUAAAGGAUUCAGCAAAGUUGUUUGGAAAGUUAAAAAAUAUAAGCCAGAAAGCAAUGCCCCUUUCAUUAUCUUUACCUAUCACAGUCCUGAUGGCGAAGAAGGAUUCCCUGGAAAUCUUCAUGUGGCUGUGGGAUACACACUGAUUGGAGACAAGUUGAGUAUAACAAUGAAAGCAAAAGCUUUAAACAAGGCUACUCCAGUGAAUCUAGCCCAACAUGCCUACUGGAACUUGGGUGGCCAAAACAGUGGUGAUAUUCUGUCCGAAGAAAUUCAGAUCUUUGCUUCCCAAUACACUCCUGUUGAUAGCCAGCUUAUUCCUACUGGAAAAAUUGAAUCUGUGAAAGGAACACCAUACGAUUUCCUUGAACCCAACACCAUUGGAAGCAGGAUCAAGCAACUAGCUAAUGGCUAUGAUAUCAAUUAUGCCCUUGAUGGCAGUGAAAAGAAGAAAAUGAAGAAAGUAGCAAUUGUAAAGGAUAAGAAGUCUGGAAGAGUGUUAGAGCUGUUCUCAAAUCAACCUGGUGUCCAAUUCUAUACAAGCAACACUUUGAACCAGAAGGGCAAAGGUGGAUUUGUAUAUAAACCUCAUGCAGCUCUUUGCCUGGAGACUCAAGGAUAUCCUGAUGCUGUGAAUCACCCUAAUUUCCCUUCACAGAUUGUGAAUCCUGGGAAGUCUUACAAGCAUUACAUGCUGUUCAAGUUCUCCACUACUAGUUAGUUAUGAUUUUAGGACAUCAAUAAUUUCAUAGAAUGAUUUGGUGCAUUUCCAGAGUUUUAGCCUGAAACUAGGAAAUAAGUUUUACCUCAUCAUUUGAGGUCUUGUAGUAUUAGGCUGAGGCAAAUAAAUAAUUGUAGUGAAGACUUCAGAUACAUUCUAUGAUGCAGAAGAUUUUCUUCGUAUUGAUACUGAAAGACUUGAAUUCCAGCUAAGCUCACUAUACACUUAAUGAGAGUGGUAUGGUUUGAUCGUUGAGAUUAAAA
Hevea brasiliensis (rubber tree) is the source of this 1659-nucleotide messenger RNA. RefSeq lists its product as uncharacterized. The record is from RefSeq and is a predicted model, not a curated record. Gene Ontology annotation, biological process: glucose metabolic process; beta-D-galactose catabolic process via UDP-galactose, Leloir pathway. Lineage: Eukaryota; Viridiplantae; Streptophyta; Magnoliopsida; Malpighiales; Euphorbiaceae. The transcript has 5 exons. Gene Ontology annotation, molecular function: aldose 1-epimerase activity; carbohydrate binding. Bases 323 to 1396 code for a protein of 357 amino acids.